Zychaea mexicana is the source of this 1368-nucleotide messenger RNA. Its product is annotated as rho guanine nucleotide exchange factor. Gene Ontology annotation, molecular function: guanyl-nucleotide exchange factor activity. The coding region runs from base 1 to 1368 and encodes 455 amino acids. NCBI's taxonomy places the organism in Eukaryota, Fungi, Mucoromycota, Mucoromycetes, Mucorales, Lichtheimiaceae. The transcript has 6 exons. The record is from RefSeq and is a predicted model, not a curated record.
AUGUAUACCCCACCACCAUACUGGUCGCUUAGCUAUGGCUCGGUAGCAGGCGUUGAUGAUACGUUGAUAAUUAAACAUUCGGCGUCUUCUCGUGCGCGCAGUACCGGCCGUUUCAACAGCGCAUCGAGUAGCAACAGCAACAGCAAUAGCGACAACAGUGCCAAUACGCCAUCUACCGUCAACUUUGCCGAGUCCUAUCGUUCGUCCGUGGAUGAAGAUGGAGGUGGAAGCACCAGCUCAUUAUGCCAGCACCUUUCUGAGGAGCAAUUCGACAUUAUCGAUGAACUGGACUACGAAGACGUAGACGACAUGGGGCUGAUCGACCGCGAGCUCUCGCAUCGGAAUCGUGAAGCACUUGUUCAACAACUGUACAACUUUGAGCAGGACUAUCUCGAAUCCUUGGAUCAACUCGUAUCGUUGUUCAUGCAGCCCCUACGCAAAUAUGCGCAGCAACCAUCGUCAAACUUUAUUGGCAUGAAAAAAAUAAUUUGUACCGAGCAUGAGAUCCAACGGCUCUUUGGCAACGUUGAAAACAUACUUGAGACACAACGAGAAAUCCUCUCGACCCUUGAUCUACGUAUAUAUUCACCGUACCUUGACAACUACGAUAACGCAGUUACGACAUAUGAAAGGUUAAGAGGUUACCAGCCGUUUCGGAAAUUCACAGAAGUACAACCAUCACUCAAAGACGGCAUGACGUUACUCUCACUGUUACAGCUCCCUGUACGGGCAAUCAAUCGACAUGCACAACGUAUUAGUGAGCUUGCAGACGCCACACCACCAUUACACCCGGACUACGUUGGACUUCGAAUGUGUAGACGCCGUGUGCUCCGUCUCGUAGAAGAAUUUCAAACAAAAGUAGAUGAUGCAGAAAACGUUGACCGAGUGCUUGCAAUUCACAGAUCAUUGUCUGGUGCUCCAUUCACAAUCAGAAAAGGUAGACGAUUAGUGCUACAAGCCGAAUUAUCACGGACACACGCGCAUUCUCGGGUCAUAGGCGCGAAGCGAGUCUAUAUCUUAUUCUCGGAUUUUCUUGCCUUUGCUCGACCGCGACAGCAUAACGGCACUCUGCAGUACAAGGGACACUUGAAUUUAGAAAGGGCUCUUGUGAAACUCAUGGCGCGUGAAGAAGCUAGUGGGCGCCAGUAUUGUAUAGGGAUCACGCCAUUGUAUCAAGGCGUUGAUAUAGUAGAUACUACCCUUAUGCAAUACCCGGCAAUUCAUGUUAUACAACUGAAUAACGAGCAAGAACAACAUGAAUGGUUAGAGAAGCUAACCAUGGUAAUAAAUAAGUUGAAUAGUCGAGCAGACAGAAAGCAAAGCGCCAGCAGCAGCAACAGUAGCAGUAGCAGUAGGUGUGAUUUAUAG